This is a messenger RNA of Theobroma cacao (cacao), 2408 nucleotides long. NCBI's taxonomy places the organism in Eukaryota, Viridiplantae, Streptophyta, Magnoliopsida, Malvales, Malvaceae. The record is from RefSeq and is a predicted model, not a curated record.
UUCGUUUUUCCAUUGCUUUGGAUACCUUACUUGAAACACAGUCUAUGAGUGAUGGUGAGACUUUAGUCUCCUCAGGCCAAAGCUUUGAGCUAGGCUUCUUUUCUCCUGGCAAUUCCAAGAACAGAUACUUGGGGAUAUGGUACAAGCAAACCCCAGAGACGGUAAGUUGGGUUGCAAACAGAAACAACCCGAUAACUGGUUCACAUGGUUUUCUAACUGUUACCAAAGCUGGACUAGUUCUUUCCAACCAAACAAAGAGUGUUGUUUGGUCUUCAAAUACAACCAAAGUGGCAGAAAGUCCUAUCGCACAGCUCUUAGAUUCUGGAAACUUUGUUGUUAAAGACAAUGCCAUGGCGAGCUCUGAUUCUUCUGAAAGUUACCUAUGGCAAAGCUUUGACUAUCCAUCCAAUGCCUGGUUACCCGGCAUGAGGAUCAACGAUGACUUCAACAAAGGUUUGACGUCGUGGAAAAGCCUGGAUGAUCCGUCUCUAGGGGACUAUACUUGUAGAAUUGAAAAUCCUGAGUUACCUCAACUGGUUGUAGGUAUGGGAUCAGUCAGAAUGUUCCGAACUGGGUACUGGAAUGGACUUCGGUUCAGUGGACUCCUUCCAUUCUCUGAUCCAUAUUUUACCCUCAAGUUAGUAUUCAACAACGAUGAAUUGGAGUAUAUGUAUCAACCUGAAGCCCAUUCGGUUGAUAGGAUGAUAAGCCUUGAUAAUUCUGGUCUACUUCACUACUAUGUGUUCAAUAAUGUAACCAGAGAAUGGGCCAUAAUCUACACAGAACCAAAUGAUGUUUGUGACAGUUAUGGGCGCUGUGGAGCCAAUAGCAUCUGCACAGUUCAGAAAGAACCAAUUUGUGAGUGUUUCAGGGGGUUUACACCUACAAAACCAGCGGAAUGGGAACUGCUUAACUGGUCCAGUGGAUGCAGAAGGCGAAUGCCACUGAUCUGCCAGAACGGAUAUGGAUUUUUAAAAUUUUCAAGGGUUAAAUCGCCUGACUCGUUGGAGUUCUGGCUGAAUAAGACUAUGAGCACAAAAGACUGCGAGAAAGAGUGCUUGAAGAACUGUUCUUGCACAGCUUAUGCUAAUUCAAACAUUACUGGCAAAGGACAUGGCUGUUUGAUGUGGUUCGGGAAUCUAGUUGACAUUCAAGGUUUCACUGAAGAGAAUAGAGGCCAAGAUAUCUACAUACGGCUGCACGCUUCUGAAAUUGGUAAUGAUUCACAUGCGAGAAAGAGAUUGUCAGUGAUCAUAGUAGUAUCAGUCAUUGCUGGAAUCUUGAUUGUAUGCUUGGUACUCUGGUGCAUUAUACGGAAGAAGAGAAAAAACAAAAGAGGAAUGGAAUGCAAGAAGGAAGAUAUAGAGGUACCUUUUUUUGACCUGGAAACUCUCACUGCAGCUACUGAUGGCUUCUCUCCAGAAAAAUUGGUUGGAGCAGGUGGCUUUGGCUCUGUUUAUAAGAUUGCAGUGAAAAGGUUGUCAAAGAAUUCAAAACAAGGUCUAGAAGAAUUCAAGAAUGAAGUAGUUUUGAUUGCCAAACUUCAACACAGGAAUCUUGUCAGGCUUUUAGGCUACUGCAUUCAAGGGGAAGAAAGGAUACUGGUUUAUGAGUUUAUGCCAAACAAUAGCUUGGAUUAUUUUAUUUUUGAUCCAAAGAGAAGUGCAUUAUUGCCAUGUACAAAACGCUUUGACAUCAUCAUGGGCAUUGCACGGGGACUUCUCUACCUUCAUCAGGACUCUAGACUUCAAAUAAUUCACAGGGAUUUGAAGACUAGCAAUGUUUUGCUAGACCACAACUUAAAUGCCGUUAUUUCAGAUUUUGGCUUAGCAAGAACAUUUGGAGGAGAUGAAGUUCAAGUAAAAACAAACAGAGUUGCUGGGACAUAUGGCUAUAUGUCUCCAGAGUAUGCAGUUGAUGGAGAAUUUUCAGUCAAAUCUGAUGUUUUCUCCUUUGGAGUGCUUAUGUUAGAGAUAUUGAGUGGCAAGAAGAACAGGGGUUUUACUCAUCCAGAUCACCACCAUAACCUUCUAGGACAUGCAUGGUUGCUAUGGAAGACAGACAGGGCCUUAGAGCUAAUAGAUUCAUGUCUGGAGAAUUCAUGUGUUCCAUCUCAGGUGCUAAGAUGUAUUCAGUUGAGUUUACUAUGUGUUCAAAAGUUCCCAGAGGAUAGGCCUGAAAUGUCAUGUGUUGUAUCCAUGCUGGUAAAUGAGAAAGACAUAUUGCCUCAACCUAAACAACCUGGUUUCUUCAUAGAAAGGAGACCCAAUGAUGGGGAUGCAAAAUCAAAAACAGUAGAAUCUGCUUCAAACAAUGCAAUAACCUUAACUGUGCAGGAAGGAAGAUAGAGAUUUAGCAGUAACUUUUAGUUGAGGACAAUUUUCUGUUGCAAUAUGUAUUACUAUAUA